GUUUCGGGCGCCCUGCACCGUAACAAUGGUCCGGGGAAGAAAAGCUCUUUGUUCAGCGGCUCCAAGCUGAACAACUGCUCCGCUCCCGCCGCUGGGAGGAACACCAGAACACCGGCCAGCCAGCUGGAACCCUCGCCGUGACCAGAUCGCGGUGGGCUGCGUGUUCCUGCCGCAUGUUGGACCUGAGCCGCAGGCUGACAGCGAGACGCUCUCCGGUCGUAAACUCGCCGGAGGAAGCGGAUCUGCCUGGAGGAUCAGCUGGAGGGAACCGCCUCAUGUCGUCAACGCUGGGCCUGAUGAAAAAGCAGCGUUUGGCCCCCGGGACUCUGUCCUCCGCGUCUCUGAAGAGAAGGCUGCUGAGGAAAAGGAGGAGAGUGGCCCCGGAGGCGCAGGGCUCCGCGGACAGCGAUUGCGAGCCGUGCAGAUGUUCUGACUCUGGCAGCAGUCGCUCUGUUCGGCGGAUUCUGACGGCCUGUGUCUUCUCCUUCCUGGCUCUACUUGGCUCUGUAUCUCCAGACCUCAGCUCCAACUUCGACCUGCUCGAUGCAACGGAGGCCGCGUAUAGCGAACUGACUUCAUGCAGGACCACAGCUCUGAUGCAGCUCGUCAGUGAGCUUCAGAAGAUGAGGCUUUUAUUAGCCAAAGACAUAAGCAAUGAGACACUGGGGUCCGGUUCCCCAGCACUGGAUCACCUCUGUGGUAAAAUGGUGAACUACAGUAAUAAUCAUAGACUUCACUGCAGUGCGGAGAUGUCUGGAUUUUGCCUUCAGAUGAGGAGAAACAUGCAGGCAUUUCUACGUCCAUCCUUGGAUCCCAGGGAUGGAUCAGUUUUCACUCAACUCAUAGAGAGACUGUUGACCAUCUGGGGCUCAGUUGAAGUUGCUUAUGCUAAAGCUAAACAAAACCCUAACUGGGCAGAUGUUCUUUCUGCCAGACUAUUGGUGAUCUUCACAGAACUAAACUACCAACUGAUGCUCCACCACAACACCUUGACUCCUGCUGACUUCCAGCGCAGGUGGACCAACACUCUGUAUCACCUGAGCUUAUGCAGACUGAUGACGGAGCGGCUGAAUGACUGCUGGUCAGAGAACGUAGACCUCAAAGUAAACCUGAGUCUGGAAGCACAGCCGGUGCAUAUUCUGGACCCAAGUCCGUGGCAGAUCUCUGGAGCAGGAAACAAGCUUCUUUCGGGGUCACACACUGGAAUCCAGGCUCUCAUAAAAACCCAGCAGUGCUUCUUUGAUCGCUCGUCGCUGGCUCUCCGGCUGGCAUCUCGAGCUGUGUCUUCCAGCCUCAGCAUAAGGAUCUGCCUGCUGGCUGUGGCGUGCCUCAUUUAUCCUCUGGUGAUGUUUUCUUUCAAGGAGAUGACAGAGUGGAUCCAGGACUAUGCUCACAGCUUAAGGGAGAAAACCGAGGACCUGAAACGCCAGAGGAAGCUGGCUGAAGAUCUGCUGCACCAAAUGCUGCCAAAGUCAGUCGCCAAGCAGCUCAGGAAGCGCAAGCAGGUUGAAGCCGAGAGCUAUGAAAGGGUCACCAUAUUUUUCUCAGAUAUUGUGGGCUUCACAUCUAUCUCAGCAUCUUGCACCCCUCUGCAGGUGGUGGAGAUGCUCAACAACCUGUACAUGUGCUUUGACACUCGCAUUGAUUCCUAUGAUGUCUACAAGGUGGAGACAAUCGGAGAUGCCUACAUGGUGGUGAGCGGUCUACCUGAGAGAAACGGUGACAAACACGCAGAUGAGAUUGCCAAGAUGGCGCUGGACCUGUUGGCGGCGGUCAGGCAGGUGUCCAUCCCUCACAUGCCCAACGAGAGGCUGCAGCUCCGAGCUGGCAUUCACACAGGUCCAUGUGUGGCAGGAAUUGUGGGCUACAAGAUGCCGAGAUACUGUUUGUUUGGAGAUACGGUCAACACUGCCUCAAGGAUGGAGUCCACCAGCCUGCCUCAGAAAAUCCACACCACUUCAGAAACCUAUUUGGCUUUGAUGAAGGACAACGCCUAUGAGCUGCAGCUACGUGGAGAGAUCGAGGUUAAGGGUAAAGGCAAAAUGAAUACAUAUUGGCUUGUUGGCCAUAAGAGCUACAGCGUGCAGAAUGACAGUCUGGUUUGCAACUGGAAUCCCAACAUGGCCAGAAAGAAGAAGACGGUGGCUGGCAGUCAGGCCUCUGUAGGGAACUCGUCUGUCACGGUGCAGAGCCUCAGCGACAAUGCGGCCACGCCCGUUUCCCUUCGCUCUUCAGCGCUGAACCAAACGCCCAAGAUGCCUCGGACAGAGAGGCUCAGUCUGAGCGUGGCCGCUCAGAUGGAGCCGUACGGGGGAAGCUACGGGACCCUGGGCUCCAUGAUUGGGGGCCUCCAGGGUGGAGACGAAAGUCCAGUGACCAGCCAGCGGAGUGGGCUCAAACCAGACCUGUUGCCUGGUUCUCACCAGCAAAUGUGACUUUAUCACUGUUGUGUCCAUUGAAAUGUAAUUCCAAGAAAAAUUAGUU
Molecule: messenger RNA, 2484 nt
Organism: Xiphophorus couchianus (Monterrey platyfish)
Lineage: Eukaryota; Metazoa; Chordata; Actinopteri; Cyprinodontiformes; Poeciliidae
Exons: 9
Coding region: 174-2435 (753 amino acids)
Biological process (GO): receptor guanylyl cyclase signaling pathway; intracellular signal transduction; cGMP biosynthetic process
Cellular component (GO): plasma membrane
Molecular function (GO): adenylate cyclase activity; guanylate cyclase activity; peptide receptor activity
Source: RefSeq, a predicted model, not a curated record